Molecule: messenger RNA, 3162 nt
Organism: Aspergillus mulundensis
Lineage: Eukaryota; Fungi; Ascomycota; Eurotiomycetes; Eurotiales; Aspergillaceae
Product: non-ribosomal peptide synthetase
Exons: 1
Coding region: 1-3162 (1053 amino acids)
Molecular function (GO): phosphopantetheine binding
Source: RefSeq, a predicted model, not a curated record
AUGGGGUCCAACUCGCAAUUCUCAACGGAUGUCGGGCUCGCGCGGCUGCUUGAGCAAAAGCUCGGCCAAUUCAGCGAACAGGUGGCAGUCGAACAGGGGACCCAGAGGAUGACCUUCCGUGACCUGCAUGUUCAAGCAUUGGCACUCGCGCAUGAAAUCCGUGUGCGGACGAAUUCCCAACCAAUUCCAAUCCCGAUUGUUGCCUCGCGAGGCAUAGAGCAUAUUGUAUGCCAGGCCGCGGUGGUGCUUGCCGGUGCAAUCUGUGUUCCGCUCGACGUCGAGCUCCCCGACGAUCGCCUUGGAGAGCUCAUUUCCUAUCUUGAAGGUGCUUGCUUGCUGCUCACGGAUCCAAAGAAUCAGGAACGCUGUCUGCCCACGAAUAUUCCACACGUGGUGGUCGACAGCCGCAUCCCGCAGUCGCAGCAAGUCGGGAACGGUGCUUGUAACAAACACGAACAACUUGACCAACAAAAUGGGCACGCUCAUGAUGAAGUCGCUACCAAUGGCCACGAUUGCAACUCUGUAUCCCACAUCUUUUUCACCUCAGGCUCAACCGGGAAGCCCAAGGCAGUGCAAGUUCGGGCGUCGGGUCUCCUCAAUUUGAUCUUCAACGAUUUUGCACCACUAGGACAAGGCCAACGCCUUGGUCAUGUCUGCAACACGGGGUUCGACGUGUCCAUGUGGGAAAUAUGGUCGGGCCUUCUUCACGGCGCGACAAUUGUUGUCUUCGAGCGAGGCGAGAUCCUAGACGCGCACAUCAUGGAGCAGAAGCUCCGCGAAGCCAGGAUCGAUGUGAUAUGGCAGACAACGUCUCUGCUUGGAAUCAUCGCGCACGUCUGCCCGGCAGCCUAUGCCACGGUGGAUACGCUCUUGACGGGGGGUGAAGCAAUCAAUAUGCAGACGAUCAGGAGAAUCUUCGACCACGGCCCGCCGCGCAGACUGUACAACGCGUACGGCCCGACUGAGCUAUCUGUCCUGGCAACGUACCACCUUGUUUCCGAGGCGGAUCUCGACCGGGACCUCAUACCAAUUGGACGCCCGCUUAGUGGUUACGAUGCCUUCGUGGUCGGUGAGGAUAUGCGAGAAGUUUGUGAUGGCGAAGUUGGCGAGCUUGUCGUUGGAGGCAUGGGGGUUGCUGCUGGCUAUCUGGGCAACCCGGAGAAGACGAGCAAGGUCUUUGUCCAUGCGCCUCACUUGGUCGACGUGGGUGGGAUUGUUUAUAGGACGGGCGAUCUGGUGCGAAAGAACGGCUCUGGUCAGCUGGAGUACCUCGGACGAAGGGACAACGAGGUCAAGAUUGGCGGACAGAGAGUUGAGCUCGAGGCCGUGGAGCGGUGUCUUCUAGACACAGGAUUAGUGUCGCUGGCUGUUGCAUUGCGAGUCUCGGAGCGCUGGGCCGGGGAAGGAUCAUGCUCGUCGCUGCUGGCCGCGUAUGUUGUUCCCAUGUCGGACGACAUCGAUGACAGGUCGAUAUUGCUGGCCUACCAAGAACGCAGUCGGCAUAUGAUGGUUCCUCGACUGAGAGUUGUGUCCAGAAUACCGCUGACAGGGAGUGGGAAGAUGAACCGGAAAGCGCUUGCUCGCGAGUUUGAGACCGAGAUGGAGGGCAUAAAGGGGGGUCCAGUGCAGCAACAACUCGUGGACGCAGGAGAUGAACUGAAUCAGAUCUGGGCGCGCGUUCUAGGACGCUCGCUCUCCAGUCUGUCGGCGGAGGACGACUUCUUCGCUCUUGGAGGGACUUCACUCCAUGCGGUGCGUCUGGUCCAUGACAUCAAUCGAUCGAUGGGCAUCUCCCUGGAGGUCGCCAUGCUAUUCGAGAAUCCCACGCUGGAACGAAUGUCAGAAGCAGUUCGGAAGCUGCGCAGUCAUACGAAUGGAAAGACGGCGGAUGGGAGAGUGAAGAAGCCGCAGUGGGUUGAGGACAUGGAUCUCGGCCAGGACUUGCAGGUUACAGGCGCGCCCGUGGACUGGCAGAAGGAGUCCGAAGGCCGCGCCUUCCUCACCGGCGCAACAGGCUUCGUGGGCGCCAUGCUCUUGGCCCAGCUUCUGGCCCAUCCCAAAGUGACAGCAGUCGCCUGCCUGGUGCGCGCCAAGGACAAUCAUCAUGCUCGUGCUCGGCUGCGAGAAGCUCUCAGCAAGUACAACCAAGCCCUAACUUCAUCUGAAGCGGCCAAGAUUGUCCCUGUUGCUGGCGAUCUGGCUCAGGACGACCUUGGCUUGGGUGCAGAGAACUAUCGCCAGUAUGCAAACUGGUCCAGCGUGGUCUUCCACCUUGCUGCCCACGUCAACUACAUCGAACCGUACUCGACCCAUCGUCCCGCCAAUGUCCUGGGCACGCUGAAUGUCAUCCGCUUCUCCCAAGCCUCUCGGUCAAAGUCACUUCAUUACACCUCCAGCGUCAGCGCGUACGGUCCAACCGGACUCAUCAGCGGAACGAAGUACCUGGCAGAGGACGAGCGGCCCCGAGAACACAUGCAGUCCCUCGAGUAUGACACCGGCUACGCGCAGAGCAAGUUCACGGCGGAGACGAUCGUAUGGAAUGCGAUAGAUGCCGGGAUGCCGAUUACCAUCUACCGUCUCGGAAGCGCUCUGCCUCCUCAUGGCAACAGCAAAGCCCUGAAGGCCUCGGACGACUUCUUCACCCGUCUACUGAGGACAUGCAUCCAGCUCGGCGUCUAUCCGUCUAUACCUGGCCACAGGGAAGACCUCAUCUCCAUCGACUGGGUUACAUCAUCUAUCCUGCACAUCUCCUCCAAGUCAGCCAGCGCCCGCCAGGCCUACAACAUCGUGCACCCCCAUCAACAGGUGCCAGACCUACCAACCAUCUUCCAGUCCGUCAAUGGCUACCUUGGACGCCGCCCCCUACGUGAGCUCCCGUAUCGGGAGUGGCUGGACACCAUAUCCCAGCCACCGGAUAACCCGCUGACUUCUCUCGUGCCAAUGCUGGAGGAACCCGUCCGGGACGGGCUUUCGCGGUGGCAGAUGCAACAAGCCGUGCCCAAGUUCUUGACAGAUAACCUGCGGCGAGUGCUGGUCGACGCGCCGGAGCUCUUAGACUGCCUGCCUCCUGCGGAGCUGAUUGAGAUGUAUAUUCCGCACUGGGUCCGCGAGGCAUCGGCCAGUCAAGACGCUACUGCCACCCUAUUAGCACCCACCAAUUAA